CGGUUUUCGUCCAACUAUAUUCUUCACAUUCUUUUACACCGACAAUGGCUCCAAAUUUGGACGAUGCCAAAUCUAUUUUUGAAUUCGUUGUGAAAGAAGGGAAUGGUAUAAAAGGAUUGGUGGAUUCAGGCAUUGCGAAGGUGCCAGAGGUUUACGUCCACCCGCCAAACGAACGUAUAGACAAGCAAAACGCCAUCAAACUCCAGCUGCCGCCCAUCGAUUUGUCGAAGCUGGACGGCCAUGGCCCUCACCUCGAUGAAGUGACCAACCAAAUCAUUAGAGCCGCAGAGACUCUGGGAUUCUUCCAAGUUGUUAAUCAUGGAGUCCCUCUUCAUCUACUCGAAUCCAUUAAAGACACCGCACAUAAAUUCUUCAGCUUGCCCCUCGAAAGGAAAACCGUUUAUCUUGCACCUGUGAGUCCAACUCCACUAGUGAAGUACGGCACCAGCUUUAGACCAGAUAAAGAGAAAGCAUUAGGAUGGAAAGAUUAUCUCCUCAUGCAAUACACUGAUGAUAACGAAGCUCUUCAAUAUUGGCCUGAAGAGAUGAAGGACGUGCUACUUGAGUACUUGAGGUCUUCAAUGAACUUGGUGAAAAAAUUGCUUCAUGUUUUGUUGCGAAAUUUAGGGAUGGAACCGGAUGACUCGAUGAUUCAUGUACUUACCGGCAACACGAUGAUCAAUAUGAUCUUCUAUCCACCAUGUCCUAAUCCAGAUCUCACUGUCGGGAUUGGUCGUCACUCUGAUAUAGGUAUUCUUACUGUCUUGUCACAAUACGAAACUGGUGGUUUAUAUGUAAAAAUCGAAGAAGAUUCGGAUUACGGAAAGGAAGGACAGUGGAUAGAGAUCCCUCCUACUCCCGAUGUACUGGUCAUCAAUGUUGGCGAUAUGUUACAAGUGCUAAGCAAUGGAGAGUACAGAAGUGCAGAGCAUGUAGUUCGUCCCUCAAGCACAAAUUCAAGGGUGUCGGUACCCAUUUUCGCUAUGCCGAUAGAAACAGCGAAGAUUGCACCAUUGCCUCAAGUGGUGGAGAAAGAUGGAAUUGCUCUUUAUAGAGAGGUGGUGUUUGGUGAUUAUAUGAACAACAUUUUUGAAAAUGCACUCGCCGGAAAGAAGCCACUUGAGUUUGCUAAGAUCAACUCUACUCACACCGGUUCUUAAUUUUGAUUAUAUCAACAUGCUUCAUCCAACCUUUACAUAUCGGUCAUGUAUUUGUGGUUAUUUAAUAGAAUCUAUCUAUUCUUACCGUCUCCAGCCCUCAUCUAUACUCUACAACUUUAUGUCUACUCUAAAGAUGAAACAGUAAUUCAUCUCCAGCACGAUC
Molecule: messenger RNA, 1323 nt
Organism: Hibiscus syriacus
Lineage: Eukaryota; Viridiplantae; Streptophyta; Magnoliopsida; Malvales; Malvaceae
Product: scopoletin 8-hydroxylase-like
Exons: 3
Coding region: 45-1160 (371 amino acids)
Source: RefSeq, a predicted model, not a curated record